GCUGGCGAUUCAGCAUUCGACUACAUUGUCGUUGGAUCAGGUCCCGGAGGUGUCACAGUUGCCGACAAGCUCUCAGAAAGUGGUGCAUCGGUGCUCCUUGUCGAGCGUGGCCAGGCCACAACUGGACAGUGGAACGGCAACAACAGACCUCAAUGGUUGGACAACACUGGUAUGACCUUCUACGAUGUUCCUGCUCUCGACGAUCAAAUCUGGACCAAGGGCGGUGAUUUCACCAACGAUAUCUUCUGCCCCGACAUUGUCGGCGGUAUCUCUGGCUGUGUCCUGGGUGGCUCUGGAGCCAUCAACUCUGGUCUCUGGUGGAAGCCAACGACCUGGGAUUGGGAUACCAUGUUCCCUGAGAAGUGGAACAGCACCAACAUGGCAAACGUGACUGAACGUGUCUUCUCACGUCUGCCUGGUACAGAGGUUCCUUCUCAAGACGGAAAGCUCUACUACCAGCAGGGUGCCGAUGUGAUCGAGGGUGCCCUGCACGCCGCAAACUGGACCCUAGUCAGCGCCAACGAGGUCCCCAACCAGAAGGACAGAGUCUACUCGAACACGACAUUCAUGUUCCAAGACGGUGAACGCAGUGGACCCAUGUCUGUCUACCUUGGAUCUGCCUACCCUCGUCCCAACUUCUCGCUCUACACCAACGCCAUUGUCGACAGAGUCAUCAGAGAGGGCUCCAAGAUCACCGGAGUCGAAAUCUCAAACACUGCCGCUGAUGGUUUCAGAGGCACCGUCAAGGCCAACAAGGCUGUUGUUCUCGCCGCCGGUGCAUUCGGUACACCCAAGGUCUUGAUGAGAAGUGGAAUUGGCCCCAAAGAUCAGCUUGAGACGGUUCGUAACGCCGAAGGCUCAAAGAUGAUCAAUGAGGAUCAGUGGAUUGACUUGCCUGUCGGCUACAACCUCAUGGAUAACAUCAACACUGACAUCGUCAUCUCGCAACCCGACGUUGUCUACUACGAUUUCGCGGGUCUCUGGAACAGCCCCAACCAGGGAGAUGUCGACGCUUACCUCAAUGGACGUACUGGUAUGCUCGCCCAGUCAGCUUCCAACCUCAACCCCAUGAUCUGGGAGAUGUUGAACGGCACCAAUGGUCUCCAGGGUUUGCAGUGGACUGCCCGUGUCGACACUUCUCUCGACAUCCCCAACGACAACAAGCACAACAUGGUUCUCGCACAGUACAUCACCCUUGGCCAAGCCGCCAGAGGUCGCACCACCAUCACCUCUGAUCUCAAGAUGAACGUUUCCACUGGUGUCUCGAUCAUGGAACACGAAUCUGACCAAAUCGCCAUCGCUCAGGGUAUCGAGACUAUGGUCAACAUCCUCAAGAGCGUACCCGGACUCGAGGUUCUCUCUCCUCCUUCAGGCAUGUCUGCAUUGGACUACGUCAAGUCGACUACUCACUUGUACGUUAACCACUGGCUUGGCAGCUGCAAGAUGGGCAACGAUGACGGUCGCAAGGAGAAUGGCACUGCUGUUGUUGACGCCGACUCAAAGGUCUAUGGUACCGAUAACCUGUUCAUCGCCGAUGGAUCCAUCUUCCCUGGUCAGACUACCUCGAACCCUCAGGCUGCUAUUACCAUUGUUGGUGAGCGCGUUGCUGAGCUCAUUCUUGCACUCAACCAGUAA
Messenger RNA from Aureobasidium namibiae CBS 147.97, 1635 nucleotides. RefSeq names its product FAD/NAD(P)-binding domain-containing protein. The annotation marks the transcript as partial. The transcript has a single exon. Lineage: Eukaryota; Fungi; Ascomycota; Dothideomycetes; Dothideales; Saccotheciaceae. The record is from RefSeq and is a predicted model, not a curated record. Gene Ontology annotation, molecular function: flavin adenine dinucleotide binding; oxidoreductase activity, acting on CH-OH group of donors.